CGCAUGAAAGGCUGGCAAGAAUACCCAUGACUACUAAAUACAUUCUACGAUUUGUUUAAGGGUGUUUCACUCGUCGAAUUGGAGUGACUAAUAUGAUGCGGAUGCUGCUGGACCAUGUUGCUUGCGAUGGAUCUGGGGACAAGGAGAUGGAGAAAAAAUGCGACACUGCUCUUCUGACGAUAUUUAUUGUGGAAAUGAUAGGUAUUAGCUUGAGGUUCCUUGUUAUUCUUUUCCUUCAUAUACUGCUGGUUGGAAGGUGCUGUUUUUAUAUACAACGCAAAGAAGGCCUUUCAAGCUUGGGGAAUGCAACCUUGAUGAGGAGGAGGUGUUGGUGGCUUUGAUGAAGAGGGGAAGGCGGCUUGAAGAAGCGGCUGAAGCCAGGAGAUCAACAACUGAUAGCCUAACACCUGUACCAACUCAAUCAACCACUGC
Molecule: messenger RNA, 432 nt
Organism: Hyaloscypha bicolor E
Lineage: Eukaryota; Fungi; Ascomycota; Leotiomycetes; Helotiales; Hyaloscyphaceae
Exons: 2
Coding region: 93-341 (82 amino acids)
Source: RefSeq, a predicted model, not a curated record